UGUCUUUCAUAAUUAACCAUGUCGCUAAAACAAAACUAUCUUAUUAUUGCCUCUCUGUUUUCUAUGGUUACACAUAUAUGCACCCAAACUUUGGAUUAUAAAUAUUACAGGGCAUUGGAUUAUGAAGCGAACUAUGUUAUGGGAUGGCGUUUUAAUGAUACUCAUAUAGACUUUGAGCUCACUGUCAACACUUUGGGCUAUGUGGGGUUCGGAAUCUCAGAUGUUGGGCUUAUGAACCCGGCUGACUUACUUAUAGGAUGGAUUAGUGAUGGAAACAUGUACCUUGGUGAUUACCAUACGAAAAGUGACUCCCGCACGCCCUAUAUGGACACCAGUCAAGACUGGAUAAUACAAGAUGGUGAGGAACAAAACGGGACGACAAUUCUCAGAUUCUCACGAAAACUGGUCACCUGCGAUCCGGGAGAUCGGCCUUUUACGAAAGAUCGACUGCAGCUGAUUUGGAGUUUCGGGGGAGACGAUCCAGAACUGGCCAACGGUCUGGUUCCCUAUCACGGUGACACCAAGCGAGGCUCCACAAAUAUAAUUCUUCUUGAAAAUGACGCAAUUCCGCCAAGCUUUCCACCACCCAAUACAUUCUUAUUACCAUUGAAGAAUCAUGAGUAUGUAAUUCCAGCGACUGGUUCCUCCUUACAGUGUAUUGUCUUUGAUCUCAGCAGCCUGGUACCAGAAAGUCAUAUAAUCAAGUACGAAGCGGAAAUAACUCCCGGAAAUGAAGCAUUUGUGUAUAGAAUGAUACUGUACAGGUGCGACCUAAAGGACCCGGACCUAAAUGGUGCAAGGUUUGAUUGCGAGGCAGACGCACCGAGUACCGUCAAAUCCUGCAAGAAUACCGUAGCCAGCUGGUCAAUGGGAGCAGAGAGCUUUCACUUCCCCGAUAACGUAGGUAUACAUAUGGGCGGAGCUAACGAGCCGUCAACGUACGUUCUGGAAAUCCAUUAUUCAAAGUACCAAGAGCCAAUGGCGCCUGACGGUACUCCCAUAGUAAUUCCGGACAGUUCCGGACUUCAGAUUACCUACACAACGUCUCCGAUAGUAAAUAAGGCCGGUAUGUUAGAGAUUGGAAAGGUGAUCAGUCCUGGAUGGCAGCAGAUUAUACCAGAAAAGGAAGAAGCGUUCACAUCAACGUCCGUCUGUUCGCCGAGAUGUAUGAACUGGGGGUUUUCAACUGACAAGACGCCAGUAAACGCUAUAGCUGUCAUGUUGAAAGGAAAUGACGUAGCAUCUGAAAUAAAACUACGUCAUUUCCGGGGAAAUGAUGAGUUACCAUGGAUUACGGUGGACCAAAAAUUUUCUAACUUUUACCAGGCAGCAAGGUUGCUUACUACUCCAGUGACAAUAGAAUCGUCGGACACGCUUAUGGUAGAAUGCACGUUCAACACUUCUUCGAGAUCUGCGAAAACAAAGGGUGGCUGGUCCCGUAUUGAAGAGGUGUGCCGGGCAACAAUCGUGUAUUAUCCCGCCAAACCGUUUGACAUGUGUCUCAGCUGGUCCAGUUACGACAACCUGUUUGCCAAGAACGGUACCAAGAUUCCCGAAGAAGCCGCUGCAGAUUUUUUGGGCAACGUCACGCAGUGGGAUGCUCCAAUGAAGAAUAUGUUAAAGCAAGCGCUAAAGAAAUCAAGCGAAAGAUCCAUCUGUUCCUCCAUAUCUAGACAACCAGCCUACGCCAUUGACCGCUACAGUCUGCCCCCGAAUACCAGACGAUACGCAGAGGCGCCCUCACCCUGCGAAAAGAAUGUGCGCCAGUGAUGCUAUUAUAAAACAUCUAUAUCUUUUCUCUGAUUGCGUGUUAAAACAGUAGCGUGUGUAAUUUUUGCGACUGCCUAUUUUCUACAAAUUUUAGCAAAACCGUGCCACCUGUGAAUUGAAAACGACUGUAAAGAAAUGGAAAAUAUCUAAACAAUUCUUAUGAAUGCGAAUAAAAGCUCUUUUCAAAAUAUGCGACGCGAAAAGUACGAAUUCUACGGUACAUGUGGAACUCUUUUCCGUGAAAAAACAUGCAAAAAGAUAGCAGUCUUCUUAAAAAAAAAAAAAAAAAAAAAAAAAAAAAAACGGCAGAUGGACUGAUGGACAUUUAUAAAUUUCUUAUGAUAUUGCGGACUUUUGGAUACUUUUUAUUCAUUACUAUGUAAUGGCUGGAUGACUUCAAGUUCGUAGUACUAAAAUUAAAGAUGAUAUAUGUGACCUUGCUUCAUGUGUUCUUAUUUACAUUACGUAAUGUACACAGGAGCACCAUGUCCUUAACCAAACAUAACUAGCUUGAUUGAUAUAUUACAUAGACAAAUCACUGUUUGUAAUAUUUAAUGUC
This is a messenger RNA of Mercenaria mercenaria, 2329 nucleotides long. Its product is annotated as DBH-like monooxygenase protein 1 homolog. Bases 19 to 1770 code for a protein of 583 amino acids. Gene Ontology annotation, cellular component: secretory granule membrane. The transcript is spliced from 12 exons. Gene Ontology annotation, molecular function: copper ion binding; dopamine beta-monooxygenase activity. Lineage: Eukaryota; Metazoa; Mollusca; Bivalvia; Venerida; Veneridae. Gene Ontology annotation, biological process: octopamine biosynthetic process; dopamine catabolic process; norepinephrine biosynthetic process. The record is from RefSeq and is a predicted model, not a curated record.